CGUGUCUCGGUAAUUUCGACGUCCUUAGUCCUGAUAUCAUUUCUUGAGCUGUGUAUUCGCGUUCGGUUCUCUUGCCUGCACAUCAUUAAUCGAUUCUCGCGUCGUUUAAGUCUGAGCGAUUUCUCAUGUUCGAUUUCUGCCCAAACCGGCAUUUUCGUGUUCACGCGACGUGUGUGUGUUGACCGUCCACAUUGCGUGGGCCGAAACAUGUAUGCGUACGUGCGGAUUUCGCCAACAAAAAAUGUCCACGAGUUUCGGAAAGUUGUGCCGGUGAAAGAUAUUAAAAGGUUCAAUUCACAAAAUCCACUUAAUCCGCGACAAUUGUAUAAAAUUAAGCACAAUGGAGAUAUCGUCGUAGGUCACGUUCUACGUACUGCAAAUACCAAGAGCGAAUUGGAAGCAAUGGUGGCAGGAAAAAGGAUGAAUGUCCCACCGUCACAACAUCUACUGUCACCAUCUGACAGCUUUAGCACUGAUAUUGAAAACUCACCAAAGUCUGCUAAGAGGAAAGGUGAAAAUUUAGAACAUAUAAAACAACAUAGGCUAAAGCAAUUAAAAGAACGUCAGGCUCUGUGUGCAAUUAAUGCACAGUUGAAGAAUACCAGGAACAUAGCACUUGCCGCAACAGCAGCUCGCCGACUUCCAAUAUUGAAAUAGAAGAUUUAAAACAUACUAUAAACGCAUAUAAAGCCCAAUGUGAUUUCUUAAAAGACAGUCUCCAGAGAAAAGAAAAAA
Messenger RNA from Monomorium pharaonis (pharaoh ant), 735 nucleotides. RefSeq lists its product as uncharacterized. The transcript has 4 exons. Bases 208 to 657 code for a protein of 149 amino acids. Lineage: Eukaryota; Metazoa; Arthropoda; Insecta; Hymenoptera; Formicidae. The record is from RefSeq and is a predicted model, not a curated record.